Toxorhynchites rutilus septentrionalis is the source of this 734-nucleotide messenger RNA. RefSeq lists its product as uncharacterized. The transcript has 2 exons. Lineage: Eukaryota; Metazoa; Arthropoda; Insecta; Diptera; Culicidae. The record is from RefSeq and is a predicted model, not a curated record. The coding region runs from base 33 to 680 and encodes 215 amino acids.
ACACUGAUGACAUCGACAUCGAAAACGAAACGAUGGAUGAUCAAGAAUCUGAUAUUUUCACCGAUGAAGAUCGUAAAAAUGAAAAACAAGCCAUAUUGUCAAUGAAGUUUUUGCAGGCAAUCUGCUGCAUAGUUUGCGUUGCGACACACAUCUUGGGAUUCAUCGACGACACGGAACCACAAUUUCACGAAGUGCUUUUCUGUGGGGUGUAUGCAGGAUACGCACUGGUGACGAUAUUUUCAAGUUUGUGUAUGUUACGGGGACUUCGCAAGAUAAAUUACAUCAUCGAAGCGGUUGUGUCACUUUCCGGAUUCGUGGCGUUCAUAGGUUGUGGAUUCAUUGCGAUGUUCUACGUUGAACAUGACAUCCAUAUGCGGUAUUUCACCCAAAGACAGGAACGGAACCAUCUCUUCUUUAUCCAUAGCCGUCAGGAGAGUAUUUUCUCAAUGGUGGCAGCGGGAAUCUUUCUUAUGGAGGGUUCAUUCAUGUUGGAUAUUUUGGGAGUGUUUGAGAAACUGUUCGAACCGACCACGGCAGAAGCGAUUCGCGAGAGGAAAAAGGCGAAGGUUUACCAGCGACUUCGGUUGAAACCAUUUUGGUUUAUAAUAACUGAGAAUGUUGUGAGGAUUUGGCGUAAAGUGUGCAGUAGAGGAGGAAAUUCCGAAGAGAAUAUUGAUUAAUUUGUCACCACUUUGGAGAGUAUUGAUAGAAUGCCACUAAUAUUGCGAAUAAAA